Messenger RNA from Labrus bergylta (ballan wrasse), 1138 nucleotides. The record is from RefSeq and is a predicted model, not a curated record. NCBI's taxonomy places the organism in Eukaryota, Metazoa, Chordata, Actinopteri, Labriformes, Labridae.
CUGUCAGGCUCUCAGGUCAGCUGUCCAGCACCCGUUCUUCUUCUUCUUCUUCUUCUUCUCUGCUCUCUUCGUGUGUGGCUGCAGUAGCCCCGUUAACCCUCAGCCAAGAUGGAGGCCAUCAAGAAGAAGAUGCUGAUGCUGAAGCUGGACAAGGAGAACGCUCUGGACCAGGCGGAGCAGGCGGAGGCCGACAAGAAGGCGGCCGAGGAUAGGAGCAAACAGCAUGAAGAUGAACUCCUGCAGAUGCAGAAGAAGCUGAAGGGGACGGAGGACGAGCUCGAUAAAUACUCUGAGGCUCUGAAGGACGCUCAGGAGAAGCUGGAGGUGGCCGACAAGAAGGCUGCUGAUGCUGAAGCCGAGGUGGCGUCUCUGAACAGACGCAUCCAGCUGGUGGAGGAGGAGUUGGACCGAGCUCAGGAGAGACUGGCGACGGCUCUGCAGAAACUGGAGGAGGCGGAGAAAGCUGCAGAUGAGAGUGAGAGAGGGAUGAAGGUAAUUGAGAAUCGUGCUCAAAAAGACGAGGAGAAGAUGGAGCUUCAGGAGAUUCAGCUGAAAGAAGCCAAACACAUCGCAGAGGAGGCCGACCGCAAGUAUGAGGAGGUGGCUCGUAAGCUGGUGAUCGUAGAAGGAGAGUUGGAGCGCACAGAGGAGAGGGCGGAGCUGGCCGAAAGUAAAUCAGGUGAUCUAGAGGAGGAGCUAAAAAAUGUCACCAACAACCUGAAGUCUCUGGAGGCUCAGGCUGAGAAGUAUUCUCAAAAGGAGGACAAAUAUGAAGAAGAAAUCAAAGUUCUCACAGACAAACUGAAAGAGGCUGAGACCCGUGCAGAGUUUGCAGAGCGAUCUGUGGCCAAACUAGAGAAGACCAUCGACGACCUUGAAGAUGAGGUGUAUGCUCAGAAGCUGAAGGGUAAAGCUCUCAGUGAGGAGCUCGAUCUCGCCCUGAACGACAUGACCACCCUGUAGUUUUCACCCACUUCCUGUCUACACCUGCUGAUUUCCUGUCCAAAACUGCUGACUUCCUGUCUACACCUGCUUACUUCCUGUCUACACCUGUCCCUCCCUAUGUGUCUCUGUUCACUGAGCUCAGAUUCCCCUCUUCCCUGUUAGAAAUCUAUUAAAGCCUUUUGACCUUUUUGAA